Messenger RNA from Schistosoma turkestanicum, 4217 nucleotides. The record is from the annotation of a GenBank genome assembly. Lineage: Eukaryota; Metazoa; Platyhelminthes; Trematoda; Strigeidida; Schistosomatidae.
UUUUACGAAUUAAUGCGUUACACUAGUCUGGGAUGUUAUGUGUACGAUCAACAUGUUUUAAAUGUGGGCCAUGCAGACCGAAAUGGAUGAAAAUGGUGGAUAAUUUGUAUUCUGGAAGCCUCCACGAUACUAAUAACCAUAAUAAACUCAUACACUAUUGUUUACAUCAACCGGAUAAGUUGGAUCGGAUCGCUAAGUAUUUGCAUUUGCGGCUCUCUCAGGAUCUUAGUAGACGUUAUGAUCAAAAUAUAUCAAUAUCCGUCAAAGCUAUUGAUAAACUAAUACAAGUUUGCCAUGGCCAUAGACUGGUUCUGGCGAUCAGUUUUUUGAAAAUGAUUCAACUACUCCUCGAGACUAAUCGUAUGGAUCUACAAAUAAUGGCAUCUAAGUCGUUUGUAGAGUUUUCCAAAAUAGAUGAUGAUUCUCCUAACUAUCACAAGGAAUGUAACGAGAUUCUUGACCAUUUUGCUGCUAUGGCGCACGCUUCUUUUCCCAACCCACAAGAACGGAAUGCUGUCAGAGUGGCAGGUAUACAAGGAAUCCAAGGUGUUGUUCGUAAAAUGGUCAGUGACCAGCUCAUACUGGAGGUUCACGAGUCAAAUAUGGACAAAAUCAUACCUCCAUUGCUGUUCAAUAUGUGUGACAAGUCUGAGAUUGAUUCCAAUUCAAAUGAAUCACAAUGUGAUCCUUCACAAGAAGCUGUAUAUGUGUUCGAAGAUAUCGUUCGACAAGCUUCUUACACAAAUAUUAAACCUGUGGUAACCUCGAUUUUAACGCAUUUAGACAAUCAUCAACUGUGGGAUCCUUGUGAUUUUCCUUUACUUAUAUUUCAAUAUCUUUUGGAUUCCCUCAAGACAACUCAGGUGGCGCAUAGUUUAGUCAAACAGUUAGUUGCUCAUCUCAGUGUACAUGAAUCUGAUUUCACAUUGGCUGAACGUACAAGCUUAGUUCAGGUUAUUGGACUAGUUGUGAUUAAUUUAGCGAAGGGAGCAAUUGGACCGGAUGUGUUUCAUAAUUUUAAGUCGUUACUUCAAAUCUUAAAAGCCAGUAUUGAUAAAACUUCACAAAUAUCCGAUCCUGAUCAAUCAUUUAAUGAUUCUAAUCGGAAAUUAUCCGGAGAACGUCAGUUUCAAGAGGCAAUUAUCAACACUAUAGCCGAAUUCGCUAAAAAUCUCCCAGAUACGCAGAAAAUUGAAAUAUUGAAAUUUAUAUUGAACUUUGAGCCAAUGGUUAAUUAUCAUCCAGAGUAUGGUGAUCGUCCGAAGCCGUUAAUUAUGGUCCUAUUACAAACUAUGCUAACUGUCGCCACACAGUAUAAAACAGUAGCUAUAUCAAAUGCAUUGAAUUCGGAUUUUUUAAAUCUUUUAUUACGUGGUGUCGCUAUUGAUCCAGAUCCUGUUAUACGAAUAAUUGUACAGAAAAUACUACAUACUUUAAUUGACCGACAUGGUAAUACAGAGCAAUUGUUGACUGUUCGAAUUUACGGCGAAAAUGAAUUAAGCAAUUAUUUUGUAUUGGAAAAACCUGAAAGGCAAGAUAUUUUAUUCAUGAAAAAGACUGGUGUAUUAUUCAUUGAAAAUAUUUAUCAUCAGUUAUUAGAUCCUAGCAAUAAAGUAGACAAUUUAGAAUAUCUGUCAUGUACUGUUGGAUUGGUCGCAUUAGAAAUGGGUGCAGAACAGGUUAUUACAGAAUUGUUUCGUUUAAUCUUAGCAGUUCAAACAAAAAUCAUUGAUGAAAAUACAUAUAUGCCGUUAACACAUCGUUGUGCUUUACAUGCAUUAUUAGCUAGUACAAUAACAUUACUUGUUCAAUUAAUUAACCUUCAGUCACUUAGUGAACAUAUUUACACCGUUAUUCAACGUAGACGAGACACAGCACCUUGGUUAUUGCCUUCUGUUGCAUUUAAUCGAACAAAUACUGUGGAAAGCUAUCCAACUGAAUUUGAAAUAAACGAUGAUCUAUUGUUUUCGUCAGAUAAAAUAACUGAAUCAUUAAUCAACGCUGGUUAUGAUACUACCGUUUUGUCGAUUCCCUAUAAUCCGAUUUAUUUACGAUUAUAUGAUGGCAAAUCUCCUGAUCCAUUGAUUGAUGGUGUCAUUUAUCCACGUAUAAACGGCAAUGAACAUUUUACCAAUCACUCAAGUUAUUAUGGCACUGUUGAUGACAAAAAUUCCAGUAUUGCAAACUCGACUGCUGGUGUGCGUAUGAAUUCAACAUGUUUAGAUGCAACAAUGCUGUGUCGUGAAAUUAGUCAAAGUGGUACAGGCUUUGUUCAAUCUGGAAGCAGUUUUUCUCUAACUGAUAGUCUUUAUUCAGUGGCAGAUUCAACUAAUAUGGUUGAUGAAUACUUAUCAUUCAAGAAUAUGCGCAAAAUAAUAAGUGACGGAGAAGAAAUUCAAAAACCAUCGAAAUUUGUUGAAGAAGAUCGUUUAUUAAGUGGAUGUUUUAAUUCAGUUGAAUUCAAUGAAAUCUGUGCUCAACAACGUGAAAAAGCACAUUCCGUACGUGCACAUAUGGCUGAAGUAUUUGAUGAGAUUUCGUCCUGUGACUUCUAUCCACAUGAUUUAUCUCCACCUUUUAUGAAUGGACCAAAAAAACUGCAAGGACGUGAAAAUUUCAAUCUUCCGUCUCUCAGUGAUGCAGUCAAUAGUAAAGUGAAUUCAGAUCAAUUUAAUACCAAUAUUAAUUUACCUAUGGGCGCUGGUAAUCGCACUGGCGACAGCAGUGGCGGUAUUAAACUAUCGAAGAAAUUAAAUAAAUCAAGUCAAGCUGUUUGGGAACAUGAAUUCGGAUCAUUGUUUUUUGUUUAAUCCACUAAUCAUUCCUUUUUUGAAGCGAUUCUUAUCUAUUUGUUUUUUUAUUUAUCUUAUAUUCUCAUGCUAUAUGCUCUCUUUUUCAUUUAUUGUAUCUUGUUAGAAAUGAGUACAGAAUCAAUCUUUGUCUAUGUGUAUGUCACUAUUAUGUAUUUCAGUAUAUUUUUUUCUAAUGGGAAAUAAUCUUUCAACAAUCCUAGCACAUUAUAUUAAUAUUCAUUGACUUUAUGUUUUGUUUCUUUAAUUCAAAAGCGUUUAUUCUGUUAAAACAGAAGAAAGUGCAACAAUUUUCUCCUUUCUGAAAUGGUUUUCAAUAUUCAAUUUAUAGUGCAUCUAUUUACGCAUGGAUGUCUUUAUCUGUUCAUUUAAUUAACCUUUACAACGAAUUGAAGUAAAUAAUGAAAUCCGUAACAUUAUUGUCAAUAUUGUGAUUGUUCUUUUUAAGACUAAAAAUGAAUUAUCUGUAUGUUUGUUUAUUGAACAAAAACACAACUGUAAAAUGUUCUGUUUGUGUGUAUAUCGAUGUACUUAUGAUUAUAUGACCAUUUUUAGUUUAGUUACUUCGGCAAGGGAGUUGAACAAAACAAACAGUCAAAAUUACUCAUCAUUAUUUAUUAUCCUACUUCUCUUCAUAGUUCGUUAGUUUUCGAUCAUUUAAAAGUGAGGAUAGUAAUAAUGAUACAACUUCAUUGUGUAUAUUUUUAUUGAUGUGAUAUAUAUUAUAUAUAUAAUGAGUCAUACAUAGUGUAUGCACUUGUGUAGAAGUGUUAAUUUCUUUUCCAUUACUGUAAUAAUGACUGCUACCCUACUCCUUCAAUUUCAAUAGGUAUUAUGUGGUACAGUUUGAUAGACCGAUCGAUUGAAAAACAAUAGUAUGUUGUAUCUAUAACUAUUCUAUUAUAAGAUAGCAUGAUGUGCACUUAUUUUGACAAAUUAAUUCUUCUCAUGUUUAUUGACAAUAAACGACUUUUCGAAAUGUUUUGCUUUAUUUAUUUCUUCUAUAGAUAACUUUAAUUUAUUUAUCUCUUUCAACUGAAUUGUUACUUUAUGGUAAAUAAAAUCAGUAUACUACGAACUACUUAGAUUUCAAUGUAUGUACUGUUAAUAAUGCACAUUUUCCAUCUCAAAUGAAUGUAUUUGGUUGUAUAGUGUUUUUUAUUUUUUUGCUGAACUGAAUAGUUUGUAAUUACGAGGUUUUCAUUAUCAUUCACCAGUGUUUACUUUUCUUAGGAGUAUUGUAAUGAAUCUGUUAGUUGAAUAUUAUGAAGGGUGGCUAACAACUACUAUCAACUUGCCUAUUAUGUGUAGUGACGUCAUCUAUUUCAUUUCAUUGUGACUAUUGACUCAGAUUGCCUUGAUUUGUUUAACAUUUUCAUAUAAAUAUUCAUGUUCGUUAGAGUAAAG